AAAGAAGGGGACAUUAUGCUGGGAGGUAUCUUCUCUUUUCACAGCAGCUGGAAGAACAAAGAAAAUACUUAUACACAAAAACCACUGCCACUGGAAUGCAUCAGCUUGAAUUUCAGAGAAUUCCAGUUUGCUCAAUCUAUGCUUUUUGCCAUCGAGGAGAUUAAUAACAACAACAAACUACUGCCGGGCAUGUCCCUUGGUUAUAACAUCUAUGACACUUGUGGUUCCAUUGCCAGAAGUGUGAAAGUUGCACUUGCCUUGACAAAUCAUAAUAACAAUGUGACUUCAACCUCUGAGACCCUAUGUACGAGAGCAGCACAAGUGCAGGCCAUAAUGGGAGAAACUUCCUCCUCUCCAAGCACAGCAAUUGCUACUGUCAUUGGACCAUUUAAUAUUCCACUGAUUAGCCACUUUGCCACAUGUGCUUGUCUAAGUGAUAAAGCCAAGUAUCCAUCUUUUCUCAGAACUGUACCCAGUGACUACUAUCAGAGCAGAGCUCUGGCUCAUUUGGUCAAACAUUUUGGUUGGACUUGGGUUGGAGCUGUUAGAACCAAUGAUGAUUAUGGCAAUAAUGGCAUGGCUACAUUCACUGAAACUGCAGAACAGUUGGGUAUUUGUCUGGAAUAUUCUGUGUCUUUCUUUAGAACAGAUCCGUUAGACAAAAUACAAAAGAUAAUUGAAAUUAUGAAGUCUUCAACCUCUAAAGUUAUAGUUGCUUUCCUUUCCCAUAUGGACAUGGAUGUGCUUAUACACGAGCUGUCGCUUCACAACUUGACUGGGUAUCAGUGGAUCGGCAGUGAGUCUUGGAUCUUUGAUUCUCAAAUUGCAGCAUUGGAUAAGAAUCACAUACUGGAUGGAGCAAUAGGCCUUUCCAUCCCCAAAGCACAAGUCAGUGGUCUCAGAGAAUUCAUGUUUAAUGUUAAGCCACUGAAUUCAUCCAAUAGUGAGCUAUUUACUGAGUUCUGGGAGGCUUUAUUUAGUUGUAAGUUCAAGGAGUCAAAAUCAGCUGAAUUUCUAAGCAAAUGUACUGGACAUGAGGACCUGACAGUAGUGGAAAACAGCUUCACUGACAUGUCACUCAUGCCUAUAUUUAACAAUGUCUAUAAAGGAGUGUAUGCUGUGGCUCAUUCUCUGCAUGAAAUCCUCAGUUGCAAUAAAACAUGUAACAACACUGUGCAGCUAGAUCCCUUCAAGAUUUUACAGCACCUAAGGAAAAUUAAUUUCCAAACAAAGGAAGGUGAUGAGGUGUAUUUUAAUGAGAAUGGAGAUCCAGCAGCUACAUAUGAAAUAAUAAACUGGCAACCAGGAGAAAACAACAUGGUGGACUUUGUAACUGUUGGUCUUUAUGAUGCAUCAUUACUUGCUGACAAAAAGCUCAAUUUGACAAACAAGGCUCUUAUUUGGGCACAGAACUCAAGCAAGGUCCCUGUGUCAGUUUGCAGUGAAACGUGUCCACCAGGAACACGCAAGGUGCUACAGAAAGGAAAACCUGUUUGCUGCCAUGACUGUGUAAAAUGUGCAGAUGGAGAAAUAAGCAACAGUACAGAUUCUGUCACCUGUGUAAGAUGCCCCCUUGAAACUUGGUCAAAUGAGGAAAGGGAUGACUGUAUACAGAAGGAGGCUAUGUUUAUUUCAUAUGGGGAAAUUAUGGGAGCAUUGCUCACUGCAGCCUCAUUAUUUGGAACAUGCUUGACUGCCCUUGUUGCAGUAAUUUUCUUCAGAUACAGAAAAACUCCUCUCGUAAGGGCAAACAAUUCUGAGCUUAGCUUCCUGCUGCUCUUAUCCUUGACUCUGUGCUUCCUCUGCUCUCUGACAUUCAUCGGCCAACCCUCUGAGUGGUCCUGCAUGCUGCGUCACACAGCAUUUGGCAUCACCUUUGUCCUCUGCCUCUCUUGUGUUCUGGGAAAAACAAUAGUAGUUUUAAUGGCAUUUAAAGCUACGCUCCCAGGAAGAAAUGUGAUGAAGUGGUUUGGGCCUACACAGCAGAGACUCAGCGUUCUUUCUUUCACUGUAAUACAAGUAAUCAUAUGCAUCCUCUGGUUAACAAUUUCACCUCCUUUCCCAUUUAGGAAUUUUAAAGAAAUUAAAGACAAAAUCAUCUUGGAGUGUUCUCUGGGCUCAGCUGUGGGGUUCUGGUCUGUGCUCGGGUACAUAGGACUUCUUGCUGUGUUGUGUUUUACUUUGGCUUUUUUGGCUCGGAAGCUACCUGAUAAGUUCAAUGAAGCUAAGUUCAUCACGUUCAGCAUGCUUAUAUUCUGUGCUGUGUGGAUCACUUUUAUCCCCGCAUAUGUCAGCUCGCCUGGGAAAUUAAGUGUUGCAGUGGAAAUCUUUGCUAUUCUGGCAUCUACUUUUGGACUGCUAAUUUGUAUAUUUAUCCCUAAAUGUUAUGUUAUGCUACUAAAACCAGAAAAAAACACAAAAAAGAAUAUGAUGGGGAAGGGGCAAUCAAAGUUAUUCUGA
Girardinichthys multiradiatus is the source of this 2460-nucleotide messenger RNA. Its product is annotated as extracellular calcium-sensing receptor-like. The coding region runs from base 16 to 2460 and encodes 814 amino acids. NCBI's taxonomy places the organism in Eukaryota, Metazoa, Chordata, Actinopteri, Cyprinodontiformes, Goodeidae. The record is from RefSeq and is a predicted model, not a curated record. The transcript has 6 exons. Gene Ontology annotation, cellular component: membrane. Gene Ontology annotation, molecular function: G protein-coupled receptor activity. Gene Ontology annotation, biological process: G protein-coupled receptor signaling pathway.